Messenger RNA from Gilbertella persicaria, 810 nucleotides. RefSeq names its product eukaryotic cytochrome b561-domain-containing protein. The record is from RefSeq and is a predicted model, not a curated record. The transcript has 2 exons. NCBI's taxonomy places the organism in Eukaryota, Fungi, Mucoromycota, Mucoromycetes, Mucorales, Choanephoraceae. The coding region runs from base 96 to 782 and encodes 228 amino acids. Gene Ontology annotation, molecular function: transmembrane monodehydroascorbate reductase activity.
GCAAAUUUUAUUGAAAGUCCGCUUUUUUUUUUGGUAUAAAAUAUCGGUAACCAUCUUAUCUUGUUUCUUCUUACUAAUCAUUCUUAAAUUACCUUAUGCCUACAUUGAUGAACGAAGAAACUACUCCCCUUAUCAAUCGUUUCUCAAGUUCUCAAGAGAAAAAGGAUGCUUAUUCAAAAUGGAGCAUUACAACAGGUCUUAUCUUGUUUGUCUCACUAAUUUUGUCUGUACUAGUCCGUAUACCGUUCAAUAUUUUUACAUUCCAUCCAGUAUUCAUGACCAUCUUUAUUGUUCUUGCAACUGAAGGAAUCACGCUUUUGCAGCCUACAAGUACCGCCGAGGAAAAGAAAUCUGGAUUAAAGUACCACGCUAUCAUUCAAUCUGCAAGUUAUCUUUCUGCUAUUACUGGGUUUUCUUUUAUCUUUUACAACAAGGUUAUAUCAGGAAAACAUCAUUUCGAAUCUUUUCAUGGCAAGUUGGGGUUGUUUGUUUUCAUUUUUUUGGCCAUUCAGCUUAUAUUUGGCAUCGCAAUGGCUUUCUUACCUCGUCACGCCUUUGGUUCAGUUGAGCGUGGUAAAAGUUUAUGGAAAUAUCAUCGUGUCUCGGGUUACAUUUUGUUGGUCUUGGUCUGGCUUACUUCUCAAUUAGGUGUAAGGGCUGACUACAUGUACAAUAAUCUGUAUAGUGUUCAUUUGCUUUGGCUGCACUGGGUGGCUGUAUUCCUUGUAUUUGCAGGCAUUGCUAAUCGCAUCCGCUUAAAGAAGUGGGGAAUUAAACAAUAAAUAUACGUGAUGGCGUUAUUUGCUUGUA